Molecule: messenger RNA, 1032 nt
Organism: Plenodomus lingam JN3
Lineage: Eukaryota; Fungi; Ascomycota; Dothideomycetes; Pleosporales; Leptosphaeriaceae
Molecular function (GO): acyltransferase activity, transferring groups other than amino-acyl groups
Source: RefSeq, a predicted model, not a curated record
AUGAGGGUCUAUGAGCACGAUGCUUCGUCACCUUUGCUACAACGAGCUCUGAAGACGUCAUUGCCGUACAGCAUUACUCUCGUGUAUCGCACAAAACACCCAAAUCGGACAAAAGACGCACACAGUAUUGCAACAUUCCCUCCGAUCAUGGAAACGGUCCCGAAAUGCUGGGCAGCAGCAUAUCUCGACCGCUCCAUGCGUCCAGAAACCGAGCUAUGGAUCUUUGCUGCAGGAGAAGACCCAAAUCACUCAUCGAAUCAGGAUUUCUGUUCAGAAUGUAGAAUCGCAGUAUUGUCCUUGUUUGAUUACAUGUCUUCACUCCUAGUCCCUCCAAUGCAUCCGGACAGCGAAUUUGCUCUCGAGCUCGCAAAAAAGCACGAAAUCGAGCAUCCACACCCUCGAGAGGACGGCAGUUAUGCCCUCUCCCCAGGAACCUACAUGCGUCACUUACUCUACCCCAAAGUCGUUACGCUGGGAGCCUGCCAUCGUCAUGUCAUGCGAAUUUGCCACGAUGCUGGCUUGGUCCGCAGCGAAUUUCCCGGACCUGGCGCGGAAUUGAACAAGUUCCUUUUCAAGCUCUCGGCCCUGCCUGAAACACGAGAAUUACCAAAAGGUCUGCGGUGGGGUAAAGUGAGGGAACAGGACAUUGAAAUAGUCAAGGCGAGAACCUCUAUUCCGCGAUCAGCCCGCACACUGCUGUCAUUGGACAGUUUGGGCGUGUUCGAAGAAGAGAGCGGUGCAAUCAUAGCUUGGACGUUCAUUGGACUUGAUGGCUCACUGACUACGCUCCACACGGAGGAAAAUUACAGAGGAAAAGGCAUAGCGAAAGCUGUGGCUGCCAGUAUCAUUAGACAAUAUGCGCCAGAGCUAGCGGUCGAUCAGCGGGGAGACGCCUGGUCACAUGCAGAUGUGUAUACGGAUAAUCUGCAGAGCGAGAUUGUGUGCAGAAGCUUGGGCGGCGUAAUCAUGUGGAAGUGCUUUUGGCUGCGAGUUGACCUUGCGAACGCGGGAGGCUUGACACAUUUACCGUGA